This is a messenger RNA of Chara braunii, 1392 nucleotides long. Lineage: Eukaryota; Viridiplantae; Streptophyta; Charophyceae; Charales; Characeae. The record is from the annotation of a GenBank genome assembly.
UUUCUGGUUGUGACAGACCUACCUUUGUUUCGGGGGUGUUUUGCUGGCUUGUGAUGGGGUGUGAACCGACAGUCUGUAGAGUUUUCCAUCUGGUGUGGCUGAGAAUCCAUCAGGCGGUUGCGGCAGCUGAGGAGUUCCAACCGGACAUCAUAGUGACCAUUGAUGCCAAGGGCUUUUCGUUCCGAGUGCUCGAGGGGAUACGAAAUUGUUAUGCUGCGAAGGGCCAGCGCAGACCGCCGUGUGUGCACUAUGUUUCCCCUUCUGUUUGGGCAUACAAGAAUGGAGCUGCAAGUCUGUCAAAGCUCAAGAGUAUAGUGGAUCACGUCCUGUGCAUAUUGGCUUUUGAGCCGGCUUUAUAUAAAUCCAGUGGCGUUCAAGCAACAUUUGUUGGACAUCCAGCUCUCGAAGAUGUAUGGCGCAAUCAAGAUUCCGAUGCGCUGAUUGGCUCAGAAGACUGUUUGAUGAGUCCGCCUUGGCGAAUCAAAGCUGAUGGAAGCGAUAUCCUUGCAAGCCAUGGCUUCCAGGUUCGGACACCCGGAAGUUCUCCAGGCCGGGAGUUCAUCAAGGAGUUUGUUUUUGAACAUUGCACGCCUAAGAACCUUGCAUCAGCAACCAGUGAGCUUCUGGAUUCCAGGAGAGACCCUUGUCAGCCACAUGCUUCUGACGACGACAGCGAGCUUGUACUUGGAGCAUUAGGUCCAAACGUCAUGUUUUCUGCCGAUGAUGCUGGCCUGCUAGAGGAGAAUGACUGCACCACCACUUGUCAUCCUGUAAACAGUAGCGUGCCUCAGGCUCAUUGCUAUGAUGGGUGGAUGGAGAGGGCUAGCCCCAGUCUUCGGCACUAUCUAUACUAUGAGGCAAGGCGUUUGGAUGACCUUGCUGAGGAGUCGAGUCCACAGGUAGGCCAACAUCCUUGGCGCCGCGUGUGGAACAAAGCACAUUUGGAUUUUGGAGUUGAAGGUGGAAUUGGGCAAUUAAGGCGCAGGCAGCAUUCAUUGGGCACAAUGGCAAAGCAAAAUCCCACCAAUUUUUCCGUAAGGGCACACGAAGGCACUUUGGUGGUGAACCAUGGACCACCGCCCUUCUGGUCCCCGGUAGCAGUUCCACGUCCAAGCCUGCUUGCAGCACAGGUUGUGUUUCAGAUGCUUUUUAGGAAAAGACUCAGGAUCUGAGUUUCUUUUUCAACUGGGGAAAAAAAAAAAAUGGUUCAUCCGUCGGAGGGCGUCCUCACACUAGCCCUAUCUUAAAUGUUAUCUCGCGGCAUUGAUGGCCGGACCUGGAUGUAUGUGACCACAAUUACGUCCAGAAAUAAAUAAAAUAAGGUCCUCGUGUGAGUAUGCCCCGAGUUGCGUUGCAUAGCGCUUCAUCCGUUUCGUAAUUUUCAUUUUGAGA